Pseudovirgaria hyperparasitica is the source of this 2639-nucleotide messenger RNA. RefSeq lists its product as uncharacterized. The record is from RefSeq and is a predicted model, not a curated record. The coding region runs from base 210 to 2528 and encodes 772 amino acids. Gene Ontology annotation, biological process: intracellular protein transport; COPII-coated vesicle cargo loading; COPII-coated vesicle budding. Gene Ontology annotation, cellular component: COPII vesicle coat; endoplasmic reticulum exit site. NCBI's taxonomy places the organism in Eukaryota, Fungi, Ascomycota, Dothideomycetes, Acrospermales, Acrospermaceae. The transcript has 6 exons. Gene Ontology annotation, molecular function: zinc ion binding; GTPase activator activity.
CCGCAAGAGCAUCGCUGAACACAAAAGGCGAUCUCGGUGCCUACUGCUAUUGCGUCGCUGUCCUUUUCCUUGAAUAUAUUGUUCCUUGAACCUUAGCUCUGAUCUGCCUUUAGGCUUAUCUCCAACAGUCUCAUUGCCUCGAACACUCUGCGUGUGUGCGACAUCGAAAUUCCGCGAUUGCAGCUCUUCCGGAGCACACGAACGUAAACAUGGAUUUUGAAUCGAUGAAAGAACAGUGGAGUGAUAUUGAAGACCGAGAUGGUGUUCGCCUCAGCUGGAAUACUUUUCCUAGCUCCCGCAUGGAGGCAUCAAGAUUGGUCGUCCCAAUUGGUGCUUUGUACACACCGUUGAAGGAAAAGACUGAUACGCCGCUCCUUCAAUAUGAACCUGUCUCCUGCAAGCCGCCAUGUCGUGCUGUUUUGAACCCAUACUGUCAGGUUGAUAUGCGUGCUAGACUUUGGAUAUGCCCAUUUUGUCUACAACGAAAUGGUUUACCGCCUCACUACAAAGACAUUUCUCAGGAUGCCAUACCCCCAGAACUGCACCCUAACAGCACCACGAUCGAAUACCGGCUGGCUCGACCUGCUUCGUCGCCCCCCAUUUUUGUUUUCGUCGUUGAUACCUGCCAAGAGGAAGAUAGUUUGAAGGCAUUGAAGGAUUCGAUUAUUAUGAGCUUGAGCUUACUGCCUCCAUACGCUCUGGUUGGAUUGAUCACGUAUGGCACUACGGCCCAGGUACAUGAACUGGGUUACUCUGCGUGCGCAAAGUCAUAUGUUUUCCGAGGCAGCAAGGACUAUACAGCAAAACAGGUACAAGAAAUGCUUGGACUAGCGUCUCCAGGCAUGCGACCGAAUAUGCCACCCCAACCCGGAAGAGCACCACCUCCUAUGGGACCUGCGGCACGCUUCCUCCUCCCCGUUGAAUCCUGCGAAUUUCAGCUCACGAAUGCCUUGGAGCAAUUGCAAAAGGACCCUUGGCCAGUGGCCAACGACAAACGUGCGCUUAGGUGUACCGGUGUCGCCCUCAGUGUCGCUGUUGGUCUGUUGGAGACUUCUUUCGCAAACACGGGUGCGCGCGUAAUGCUAUUCACAGGUGGUGCCGCUACAGAGGGGCCCGGUAUGGUUGUUGGACCUGAGCUAAGAGAACCGAUCCGAUCACAUCAUGAUAUAGACCGGGACAACAUCAAGUACUACAAGAAGGCCUUGAAAUUCUACGACGCAUUAGCAAAGCGGACAGCGCAUAACGGCCAUAUCAUCGAUAUUUUCGCUGGUUGCCUCGACCAAGUUGGUCUUUUGGAAAUGAAAGGUCUGGCCAAUUCCACUGGAGGCCACAUGAUUUUGACCGAUAGCUUCACGUCCUCGAUGUAUAAACAAUCUUUCGCAAGGGUAUUCGACAAGGACGCAGACGAUAACUUAUUGAUGGGAUUCAACGCAUCGCUUGAGGUUCUUACAACGAAGGAGCUAAAAGUCACGGGUUUGAUCGGACACGCGGUCUCGAUGAACAAGAAGUCCGCAUCAGUAGGUGAAACAGAAUGUGGCAUUGGUAACACCUGCUCAUGGAAGAUGUGUGGUAUCGAUCCUAGUGCCAGCUACGGUAUCUACUUUGAGAUCGCUGGCCAGGGUGGACCAAAUCAAAUGCAACAAGGACCACAGAAGGGCAUGAUGCAGUUCCUCACAUACUACCAGCAUUCUUCUGGACAAUAUCACCUAAGAGUGACUACCGUGGCAAGAAACCUAAGUGGUCCAUCAGGCGAUCCUGCGAUCGCUCAGUCAUUCGACCAAGAAGCCGCAGCAGUACUCAUGUCGCGGAUAGCUGUCUUCAAGGCUGAAGUUGAUGAUGGCCCAGACGUCCUUCGCUGGGUUGACCGCAUGCUCAUCCGCCUCUGCUCAAGAUUUGCGGAGUACAGGAAAGAUGAUCCUUCUUCCUUCAGACUGGAGAAAAAUUUCACCCUGUAUCCUCAAUUCAUGUUCCACCUGCGCCGAUCACAAUUCCUACAAGUUUUCAACAAUUCCCCCGAUGAGACUGCUUUCUACCGCCAUGUCCUGAACCACGAAGAUGUCAGUAAUUCCCUAAUCAUGAUUCAACCAACUCUGGAUUCAUAUGGAUUUGACCACGAAGGCGGCCAGCCUGUUCUGCUCGACUCUACCUCGAUUCAGUCUGAGACGGUUCUCUUGCUCGAUACCUUCUUUCACAUUCUUAUCUUCCACGGUGAGACGAUGGCCGAAUGGAGGAAAGCUGGAUAUCAGGAUCAAGAGGGUUACGAUAGCUUCAGGACUCUACUGGAGUCUCCCAAAGAAGACGCAAAGGAACUCAUCCAAGAUCGCUUCCCUCUACCUCGAUUCAUCGUUUGUGAUGCUGGUGGCUCGCAAGCUCGUUUCCUCCUUUCGAAACUCAAUCCCAGUACGACACAUACUACUGGAUCAUAUGGUGGCGUCAGCCAAAGUGCGCAAACCAUUUUUACAGAUGAUGUGUCGUUGCAAACGUUCAUGGAUCACUUGAUGAAGUUGGCAGUUUCCGGUACUGGGUAGAUGAGAAGCAAGAAUAAAGCAGCGAUGGGUCCUGCCGCUUGUACACUGAUUAUAAGCUCAAGAAUAAUAUCAUUAUGGUUUGGACGGUGUAGCAAUAUGAAGCAGUGCUAA